Molecule: messenger RNA, 3651 nt
Organism: Myotis lucifugus (little brown bat)
Lineage: Eukaryota; Metazoa; Chordata; Mammalia; Chiroptera; Vespertilionidae
Biological process (GO): inositol biosynthetic process; transcription elongation by RNA polymerase II; phospholipid biosynthetic process
Cellular component (GO): transcription elongation factor complex; cytoplasm
Molecular function (GO): inositol-3-phosphate synthase activity
Source: RefSeq, a predicted model, not a curated record
CGUGGCCAGCCGCGUCUCAUGAAUAAUGCAGCACGUCGGCCGGCCGUGUGGCGUCGUCGGUAAACUUCGCUGGAUCCGAAGAGGGCGUGGGCAGCGCUUCAUGAAUAAUGCAGCACGUCAGCAGGCGGCGGGGCGGGGCGUGGCCGGCGCGCCCGCUCUGGAGCCGGGAAGGGGGGCCGGGUAGCAAUGGUCGCAAGAUGGCGGCACUGAAGGAGGAUCAGAGCUACGGGCUGUCGUGCGGGCGGGUGAGCGACAGCAGCAAGGUGUCCGUGUUUCACGUGAAGCUCACCGACAGUGCCCUGAGAGCCUUUGAGACCUACCGCGCCAGCCAGCACAUCGCCAUCCCGCAGCCGGACUGCCCCUCGGAGGCUCGGAUCUUCUCCUUCUACCUCUCCAACAUUGGCCGUGACAGCCCCCAGGGCAGUUUCGACUGCAUCCAGCAGUACUUAUCCAGCCAUGGGGAUAUACACCUGGACUGCUUGGGUAGCAUCCAGGACAAAAUCACAGUGUGUGCCACCGAUGACUCCUACCAGAAGGCACGGCAGAGCAUGGCACAAGCCGAGGAGGAGACACGGAGUCGGAGUACCAUCGUCAUCAAGCCCGGAGGCCGCUACCUGGGCAAGAAGGUUCAGUUUAGGAAACCAGCCCCAGGGGCGACGGAGACUGUGCCCUCCCGGAAGCGGGCAACCCCCAUCAACCUGGCAAAUGCCAUCAAGAAAAGUGGUGUUAGCGGGGGCGGUGGGGUAUCUCAGAGGCCUUUCCGUGACCGGGUGCUACAUCUUCUGGCCCUGAGGCCCUACCGGAAGGCUGAACUGUUGCUGCGGCUACAGAAGGAUGGCCUGGCGCAGGCAGACAAGGACACGCUGGACAGCCUCCUCCAACAGGUGGCCAAUGUGAAUACCAAGGAUGGUACUUGCACACUGAAGGACUGUGUGUACAAGGAUGUGCAAAAGGACUGGCCUGGCUACUCAGAAGGGGACCAGCAGCUGCUAAAGCGCAUGCUUGUCAGAAAGCUGUGCCAGCCACAGAGUGCAGGUGGCCUCCCUGGAGACCCUGCUGCCGCCAGCCCUCCGAGAGAGCACGGGAGCUCAGUCUCACCCCCCCAGAAACGUCCUCAGCCUCCUGAUUUCAUUGACCCCCUGGCUAACAAGAAACCAAGGAUAUCGCACUUCACCCAGAGAGCUCAGCCCGCCGCCAAUGGGAAGCUGAAUGUGCCCCAUGGUCGGGAGGCCCUACUGCCCACCCUUGGCCCACUGGCGGGCACAGAUGCCCACCUACCCCCACGGCUGGAUCCUCCGAGGGCACACGACCCUCUGGCUGAUGUCAGCAAUGACCUGGGCCACAGUGGCCGGGACUGUGAUCACGGGGAAAUGGCCACCCCAGCCCCCACUUCCUGCCUUAGCCUUCCCCUGCUGAAGGACUGUGCCCAGCCCAGCAGGCCCCACGGUGGCUCAUCUCGCGGCAAGUCCAAGAAGAAGUCCAAGAAGCACAAGGACAAGGAUAGGGCAGCUGGGGACAGGCAUCGAGCCAGGCCGCCAGAACUUGUGUCCGGCUCCCUUGGAGCCCCGCCAGUCAACCUGGGUUUAAAUGGGACCUGCAACAGCUCAAGCGUCCCCACGUCAACUUCAGAGACACCAGACUACUUGCUAAAAUAUGCCACUAUCUCCUCCUCAGAGCAGCGCCAGAGCUACAAGAACGACUUCAACGCCGAGUACAGUGAGUACCGAGACCUGCACGCCCGCAUUGAGCAGAUCACACGGCGGUUCACGCAGCUGGACGCCCAGCUCCGGCAGCUCUCCCAGGGCUCCGAGGAGUACGAGACUACUCGUGGGCAGAUUUUACAGGAAUAUCGCAAAAUCAAAAAGCUCGCUGCGAUGGAGGCUGCAGCACAGUUUGUGGUCGAGAGCCCCGACGUGGUCUACAGCCCCGAGGCCAUCGAGGCGCACUACGAGUACCGGACGACAAGCGUCAGCCGCGAGGAUGGCGUCCUCAAGGUACACCCCUCAACCACGCGCUUCACCUUCCGGACCGCCCGGCAGGUGCCCCGGCUCGGGGUCAUGCUGGUCGGCUGGGGCGGCAACAACGGCUCCACGCUCACCGCUGCCGUGCUGGCCAAUCGGCUGCGCCUGUCCUGGCCCACCCGCACGGGUCGUAAGGAGGCCAACUACUACGGCUCGCUGACGCAAGCAGGCACCGUUAGCCUGGGCCUAGACGCCGAAGGCAAAGAGGUGUUCGUGCCCUUCCACGCGCUGCUGCCUAUGGUGUCGCCGGACGACCUGGUGUUCGAUGGCUGGGACAUAUCUUCGCUGAAUCUGGCCGAGGCCAUGCGGCGCGCGAAGGUGCUAGAUUGGGGGCUGCAGGAACAGCUGUGGCCGCACAUGGAGACCCUGCGCCCAAGGCCCUCCGUCUACAUCCCAGAGUUCAUCGCAGCUAACCAGAGCGCGCGUGCGGACAACCUCAUCCCUGGCACGCGCGCGCAGCAGCUGGAGCAGAUCCGAAGGGACAUCCGCGACUUCCGGUCCAGCGCGGGGCUGGACAAAGUCAUUGUGCUGUGGACAGCAAACACGGAGCGCUUCUGCGAACUGGUCCCAGGCCUCAAUGACACCGCAGAAAACCUGCUGCGUACCAUUCAGCUAGGUCUGGAGGUGUCACCCUCCACACUCUUCGCUGUGGCCAGCAUCUUGGAGGGCUGUGCCUUCCUCAAUGGGUCCCCACAGAACACUCUGGUGCCCGGCGCACUCGAGCUCGCCUGGCAGCGCCGUGUGUUUGUGGGCGGAGAUGACUUCAAGUCAGGCCAGACCAAGGUCAAGUCUGUGCUGGUUGACUUCCUUAUCAGCUCCGGCCUCAAGCCCAUGUCCAUCGUGAGCUACAACCACCUGGGCAACAAUGACGGGCAGAACCUGUCAGCGCCGCCGCAGUUCCGCUCCAAGGAGGUGUCCAAGAGCAGUGUGGUAGACGACAUGGUGCAGAGCAACCCGGUGCUCUAUGCACCCGGCGAGGAGCCUGACCACUGCGUGGUUAUCAAAUAUGUGCCAUAUGUGGGCGACAGCAAACGCGCAAUGGACGAGUACACGUCGGAGCUGAUGCUGGGCGGCACCAACACGCUGGUGCUGCACAACACCUGCGAGGACUCGCUUCUGGCCGCGCCCAUCAUGCUGGAUCUGGUGCUGCUGACAGAACUGUGCCAGCGCGUGAGCUUCUGUACCGACUCAGACCUGGAACCGCAGGGCUUCCACCCGGUGCUGUCCCUGUUGGCUUUCCUCUUCAAGGCACCACUGGCUCCACCAGGCAGCCCUGUGGUCAACUCACUCUUCCGACAGCGCAGCUGCAUCGAGAACAUCUUCAGGGCCUGCGUGGGGCUUCCGCCGCAGAACCACAUGCUUCUGGAGCACAAGCUGGAACGCCCCAGCCUCAAGCACAUGAGGCAUGUGGCCAGUGCCUGCCUCGAGUCUUCCAAGAAAGAAUUGGCACCGUCGGCCUCCAACAACUGUACUGGUGAUGCCAACGGGCACUCGCAGGUUGAGGCACCUUGAUGCACACCACCUGAGGCAGUGGCCAUACAGCUCCCAGCAACUCCUACCCCUUUGCCCCUCUGCAUCCACCCUUCCCGGCCUCCCAAAGACAAUAAAGACAUUGCCAGUAUCAGCUACA